AUGAUCAAUGAGAUCAACACAGCAAAUAAACCGGUCAAGCUAACUAUGACCGCAAACUCAGAGGAUGUGGACUUUUUGGAUGUGCACAUAUACGGACAGGGCCACAAACUUGCAUACAGUCUGUAUACCAAACCGACUGAUAGGAAUACAUUGUUAUAUGCCGAGAACUUCCAUCCGACACAUCUUAAGUCAUCACUCCCCUACUCACAAUUUUUACGA
Messenger RNA from Pelobates cultripes (western spadefoot toad), 219 nucleotides. The record is from the annotation of a GenBank genome assembly. NCBI's taxonomy places the organism in Eukaryota, Metazoa, Chordata, Amphibia, Anura, Pelobatidae.